This is a messenger RNA of Momordica charantia (bitter melon), 740 nucleotides long. RefSeq names its product ubiquitin-conjugating enzyme E2 28. NCBI's taxonomy places the organism in Eukaryota, Viridiplantae, Streptophyta, Magnoliopsida, Cucurbitales, Cucurbitaceae. The record is from RefSeq and is a predicted model, not a curated record.
UCCCCUGCGAAGAUUCUUCGCCGUAGCUUCUUCCCAUUUUUCCUUCUCCCGAAGUGUGAAACCCUUCCUCCUCGAUCGAUCUCUAAGAUUGCCCAUUUCUAACUCGAGGAAUUAAUGGCUUCGAAACGUAUUCUCAAAGAGCUGAAGGAUUUACAGAAGGACCCUCCUACGUCUUGCAGCGCUGGUCCUGUGGCUGAAGACAUGUUUCAUUGGCAAGCAACUAUCAUGGGACCUUCUGACUCUCCAUAUUCAGGAGGUGUAUUCUUAGUUUCAAUCCAUUUUCCUCCGGACUAUCCUUUCAAGCCCCCAAAGGUUGCUUUUAGGACUAAGGUAUUCCACCCGAACAUUAAUAGCAACGGAAGCAUAUGUCUUGACAUUCUUAAAGAGCAGUGGAGCCCUGCGCUAACUAUUUCUAAGGUGCUGUUGUCCAUAUGCUCUCUAUUAACCGAUCCCAACCCCGAUGAUCCUCUUGUUCCUGAAAUUGCUCACAUGUAUAAGGCUGAUAGAGCCAAGUAUGAAGCUACUGCACGCAGCUGGACUCAAAAGUAUGCUAUGGGAUAGUGGCCAACAGCCUUCUCAUUUCAGCUCUUGAAGAUAGAAGCUGUCCUUGAAUCUCAUUUCAUGAAGUGAAAUUGAAAGCCUCUGUAUUCCUAAGACUUAAAAUUUAGUAAGGAAUUUGACUUCCAUUGUGAAUACCGAUUUGAAGAAAUUAUAAAAUGGUAGAUCUGGAACUUAUAUUA